Molecule: messenger RNA, 1856 nt
Organism: Portunus trituberculatus (swimming crab)
Lineage: Eukaryota; Metazoa; Arthropoda; Malacostraca; Decapoda; Portunidae
Gene: Rtc1
Product: RNA 3'-terminal phosphate cyclase-like protein
Exons: 8
Coding region: 115-1269 (384 amino acids)
Biological process (GO): ribosome biogenesis; endonucleolytic cleavage of tricistronic rRNA transcript (SSU-rRNA, 5.8S rRNA, LSU-rRNA)
Cellular component (GO): nucleolus
Molecular function (GO): RNA endonuclease activity
Source: RefSeq, a predicted model, not a curated record
GAUCAAGACCACACGACACGUGCGUUUGUUUACAAGGCGAAGGCGGCCACACAGUACAUACAGCGCUGUAGAACACAUGUUGUUCUAGGAAUUCCUGCCGUCCAUUGCACAGUGAUGGAGAUAGGGGGCGUGGUGACCUACGAGGGCAGCAACUGUUUCCGGCAGAGGCUGGUGUUAUCCACCCUCAGCGGGAAGCCAGUGAGGAUCCGCAACAUCAGAGCCAAGGCGGACGACCCCGGACUGAAAGACUAUGAAGUCAGCUUCAUUCGCCUCCUUGACUGCCUCAACAAUGGCAGCAGCAUUGAGGUCAACCAGACAGGCACAGCGCUGCUCUACAGACCUGGCAUCCUGACAGGCGGACGACUUGAACACUCCUGUCCUCUCUCUAGGGGCAUAGGGUACUUUCUGGAGCCACUGUUCAUGCUUGCUCCUUUCUGCAAGUCUCCAAUCUCCAUUACGCUAACUGGCAUUACAAACAAUGAGCUGGACCCGACAGUGGACAUGAUAUGUGCGUCACUGGUGCCUGUCCUGCGGCGGUUUGUGGGCGGUGACGACGGGCCCAGUGUGAAGUGUGUGCGUCGAGGCUUGAGUCCUGGUGGAGGUGGCAGGGUUGUGUUCACCAGCCCUGUUAGGAGGAGUCUCACUGCAUUUCAGUGGAUGGACAGUGGACAGAUCAAGCGGAUACGUGGCGUGGCAUACACAAGCCGUGUGACGCCAACUGUUGCCAACAGAAUGCUGGAUGCUGCCAAGGGAAUGUUUCUUAAGUUCCUGACAGAUGUUUACUUCACAGUGGAUAAUGCUAAAGCUACUUCUCCAGGAUUUGGCCUUUGUGCAGUGGCGGAGAGUAACAAGGGAACAAUUGUGUGUGCGGAGGCAAUGAGUCGCAGCCCAGGGCAAGAAGAGGGUGUGGCUGGGGCAGCAGCCAACACGCCUGAGGAGAUCGGUCAGGAGGCAGCCAGUCGCCUGCUGGAGGAGAUCUGGCGAGGUGGCUGUGUUGAUGCAAUUGCCCAGCCAUUGCUGUUGACCUUCAUGGCUUUGGCACCGACUGAUGUGUCAAAAGCAGUGCUGGGACCUCUCACUCCAUACACGAUGCAUUAUCUGCGUCACCUGAGGGAUUUCUUCCAUGUCACUUUCAAGAUUGACGAGUACAAAGAAGAGAGAAUUGGUGAGGAUGACGGGAGCUCACUUGAAAGAAGGACAGGUGCUGCAAAGCUUGUGUUGACCUGUAUUGGUAUUGGUUACUCCAAUAUUGGCAAGGGACAGAUCUAAGUGUACAUGCAUCAAUGUGCUGUACCUAGUUCACCCUUGGUCAAGAGGAUGAGAUUGUUGGCUGCACCCUUGCAGUGAGGCUGUAACCCUCCACAUUCCAGUCAUUCGUCCUCUUGUUUCAGGAGGAUAGUGAUGAUUGCUCAUUCAAGAAAAAUCUUGAUGACCUGACCAGAUUGCAAACCUCAGUCUGCCAUGUUACAAGCAGAGAUAUUAUCACUGAGCUAGAGAUUUGUGUGUGUGUGUGUGUCUGUGUGUGCAUGUGUGUGUAUGUGUCAUUCAUCUAGUCAUCUGACCAUCUGUUUGUAUACAAAAAGAGCUCAAGCUCAUUGUGACUGACCACUCAUACACCAACCACUGGAACAGUGAUGCCACAAUCCCCUGGAUUACAUCUACUUUCUUGCUCUUGGGUGAACGCUGGCUAAACAGUUAGAGGCUUGCCCAGUAAUCAAACCUGGGCCUUCUCAGUUGUGAGUCAAGCAUUCUGGCCACUACCUUAUACAGUGUAUGCUUGUAUGUAUGUAUGUGUAUGGUAAUCUGAUCAUAUUUGCCUAUAUGCAAUAUAGUGAAUAAAGCCUCAAGUUCACCAA